AGGCAUUGUUUUGCUCAAGGCAUCCGGUAGUUCUGCGGUUGAACGCAGCCAGAGACUUUCCACUCUAUGGCCCCGAAAGUGGCAAUGAAAGCCUCAAAGUCGAUGAAAGACAUGAAAGCUAUGAAAGCCUCCAAAUCGAUGAAAGAUAUGACACCUAUGAAAGCUGCGAAGUCACGGAUAGCAAACAUGACGUUUGCAUCUGUCUAUCCACUCUACAUCAACAAGGUUGAAAAGAAGGGCCGGACCAAGGACGAGCUUCUGCAGGUCAUCCAGUGGUUAACUGGUUUUGGCAAAGCCAAGCUGCAGGAACUGAUCAAGAGCAAAGUUACUUUUGACACAUUCUUCCGGAAAGCCACCUUGCACCCACACGCCAAGCAGAUCCGAGGCAUCGUUUGUGGUCAUCGAAUCGAGGAGAUAAACGAUCCGUUGACCAAAAAAGUGAGAUGUCUGGACAAGCUCGUGGAUGAGCUGGCCAAAGGGAUCGAGAUUGAGAAAAUCCUGCGGUAGGAUGUUGCAAAAUCCAUAGCUUGACGCAGGUCUGACUCAAUUUUCACACGAAUGCGUGAAAAUGGCCACAUGACGAUCUUCCGUUUGGUCGUCAAAAAUGGUCCAACCCUGAUUUGAUGUUGUCCUCCUUUGUCUUCCCAUGUCCCAG
Molecule: messenger RNA, 655 nt
Organism: Durusdinium trenchii
Lineage: Eukaryota; Dinophyceae; Suessiales; Symbiodiniaceae
Source: the annotation of a GenBank genome assembly